Molecule: messenger RNA, 3127 nt
Organism: Notolabrus celidotus (New Zealand spotty)
Lineage: Eukaryota; Metazoa; Chordata; Actinopteri; Labriformes; Labridae
Product: C-C chemokine receptor type 3-like
Exons: 3
Coding region: 135-1187 (350 amino acids)
Biological process (GO): chemotaxis; G protein-coupled receptor signaling pathway; immune response
Cellular component (GO): membrane
Molecular function (GO): chemokine receptor activity
Source: RefSeq, a predicted model, not a curated record
GUGCUACUUCCUUCCCAUGACUUUUUCUGGAGUGACUUGAACUCACUUUGACUCAGACAGCUGUUGCCUUCAGACUCAGCCGACAAGUGGCAGCUUCUCUACUGGCCAGGUGACUUCAUAUAAUUUGAGUUAAGAUGGAUCCAACAACAGCUAUGAUGGACACAACAGAAUCAACAGACUAUACGUUUCUGACACCGGUUGAACCCUGUAAUCCUGACAGUGAAAACUCUCUAGGAGCGUAUAUGUCCAUUAUCUACUACUUCAUCUUUUUCUUCAGUGUCUCUGGCAACGUGUUGGUUCUUGUGAUCAUCUAUCGGUUCGAAAGGCUGACCACUGUGACCAACAUCUUGCUGCUGAACCUGGUAUUCUCAUCCCUGAUCUUCGUGUCCAGCCUUCCCUUCUGGGGAGUCUACCAGCAGCUCUCCACCUGGAUCUUUGGUAAUCCCAUGUGCAAGAUUGUUGGCACCUUCUACUACCUGGGCUUCUACAGUUCUGUCCUCUUUCUCACUCUUUUGACCUUUGACCGGCACAUUGCAGUAGUGUACUCCUUAAGUGCACCUCGAAUGAGAAAUCAUCGCUAUGCCGUUAUCUCCUGUGUUGUGGUGUGGGUUGUAAGCAGUGUGGUGUGCAUCAAGGAGAUGAUCCUCCACUCCACAUAUGAAAGUACAAUGGACGGCAGAACCUACUGCCAGGACCAAGGCGGAGACUUAGACAUCGAUGCUGCGAUGCGCCUGAGAGAAUCCGGAUUUUACAUUCAGCUCUUUCUUUUCUUGAUCUUCCCUCUUGUAGUUAUAACUUACUGCUACGUUAGGAUCGCUAUCACUGUCCUAUCAUCUCAACUUGUUACCAAGUUCAAAACAGUCAGGUUGAUAUUCUGCAUUGUCGUGUUGUUUUUUGUGUGCUGGACCCCGUACAACAUUGCAUUGCUGAUUAAAGAAAAAUCCCUUGAAGAUGAUGAACAGACUUGUGAAGAAAGAGGGAGUAAAUCGGCUGCUGUUCAUGUCACUCGUAACUUGACCUACAUUUACUUUUGCAUCAGUCCCCUCUUCUACACAUUUGUGGGGAAAAAGUUCCAGAACUAUUUCAGACAGAUGAUGGUGAAACGUUUCCCGAGGUUGAGGAAGCAUAUUUCCGUCAGUCAGCAAAGCAGAAGCAUGUCCACCAAAAGUACACAAAAUGGGCUUUAGAGAGAGAUUGGCCUUUGUCUCUCAGGUCUGCUUUGUUCAUUAAGUUAGGAGUUAAAUGUUGGAAGAUUUUUUUUUCUUUCGAUUUAGAUCUUUGUAGAUUUUCAGGUAAACGAAAUAAAUGAUACAUUUUGGUACAGUCCAUCCAUAACAUGACUGAGGCUGUAAUACACUUAAAACUAGGACGCAUUUCUGUCUUAUUUCUAGCACAAAAAAGUCUGAUUAUACUUUAUAUAAGUCCCAUUCAUAGUUAAGUUUAAUGAAUUAAGACAUUAUUCUCCUUUCAAGAAACUUGAGAGGUAUUUUUUUCUAGACUUGUAAAGUGAAUAUUGUUAUAUUUAGUCUAAUAAUACUAGCCAACAGCUGCAGUGUUCCCGCCUGUCAGUCAAGUCAGCUGUGCCUCUCAUAAUGGAAAACUCGUAAUCUUAAUAUCUUCAAAAUUGCCAUGUUAUGAAAAAAAUCUGGCGUUCUAGUGGUGCCAGGGCGAUUAUUCAAGCUUUAAAAUUUGUAUUUUAUCGAGAACAUUUUCGGAACAAAAGAGGCAACACUGUUAAUGCAGGGAUCUGCAAACCUCUGGUCUAUAGCAACAUGCUAUUGUUCUCCGUUUCCACAAUCUAUGGUAUGUUCAAUAUGAAGGAAGUUGAGCGGUUACGGCAAAUAACCUCUAAGUAACAUGAAUAUGCAGGCAAUUUCAAUAAUAUGUAAAUACCAACAGUUGUGAUAAUCUGGAGAUGCAAUCUUAGACAGAUGUAAUAUGAACAUGCACAUAUAUUCAAAGUUGUAUCUAAUCCUAUUUGCAGCAUCUUCUUACUUCUAUCAAGCUACAGAAAGUACACAACUUUUGUAUUUGCAGUAACUGUUGGAAUCAAUAACAGAAAAAGUUAUGCAGUUACUUACAUGACGUCAAAUUACCAUAGAUCCUGGCUUUACAGUUUAAAAGAUCCUUAUUUGGCAAUGGUAAUUGUUCGGUUGUGUUUUGUCUUACACAUUUGUAAUUCAAUCACAACUGCCACUCACUCUGCUGCAUCCAUAGGCUGUAUAAAACAUGGAUGACAUCGCCAGUCUAGUUUCUGAAGCCCAAUAAUGGGGGCCGCCAUGUUGGAAAUGAUGGUACAGACCUAACUUUUGUUCAGCUGAGAAAGCCUUUUAGCUUUAACCUCUACAACACAACUGCCUGUCAGUCAACUCAGCCAUGACCACGGUUAAGCAGAUAUAUGCAUACCUCUUAGCCUUUAUUUUAUUUCAUAGAUGUGUUAUAGAAAUAUUCACCGUUGUACAGUGUGUAGGAUUAAGAAAAAGGAGGCACAUGCUGAAUUUUAUUUUGUACCAGGCUGUAAUGCUGCUGUAAAAUGGGCAUUUUAACAUGGGACCUAUUCAUUGGCUUUUGCAGCCAGCCUAAAGUGGACACAAGAGGAACUGCAGUUUUUUGCACUAUGCAACCAUGAUUUUUUUUUUUAGAUGAUUAUGGUGAGGUGUAGGUAACAUAGACACACCUAGCCUUCCUUUAUUGCAAUAUAUUACUAAGUCAUAUAGUUGAAUCAUAUCUCCAGUAAAUUUGUUGUGCUUACUUAAUCUGUUGCACAGCUGUUUGUUCUAAAAGAGAAUACAGGGAACUUGGGAACAAGGCACUUGUGGUUACUCCAUGUAUAGACCAUCCUAAAAUAAUGUACUUCUCUAAAAGAAUGAAUCAAGCAUGUACAGUCAUGUUCCAGUCAUUUUUCACAUGUCCUUAGCCUAUAAAUGUUUGUUCUUUGUACAUAUUGCACUCUUGUUUUGAAAUGUUUGUUGAAAUUUGCAUAGAACUAAUUAUAUUUGUAAAAUUGUUUUUAAAGAUUGUUCAGAGAUUGUGUGUGGACGACAAACCAAAAAGGAAUGUUUGGUCACUUCUUGUAUGUAACUGUUUAAAUCUAUCUAUUCGAAUAAAUCAAAGCUCUUAAUCAGCA